GAAAGCACAUUCCAGAUGGAGGUCAUGACCACGCCCCACGAACACAAGCUCGGGCGGAGUGAUGUGCAAGACAGAGCUCGAGCCUAUAAGAGCAGGAACAAACGACCGUGUGAUUUCUGCCGUUACAAGAAAGCUGCCUGCCAUCUUGAGACCAAACCACCUUGUGAACUCUGCCUCCGUUAUGGCAAGGACUGCACAUUCGUAGAGUCUCCAGUAAAGAGACGACGCCCCAAUACUCACGGAGAACUUCCUCGAGAACCCUUGCUGCCACCUAGCAGUACUUUUGACCUUGGAAGUGACUUGCUGAGUUGGGAACCUUUGCCCAACUUCAUGACAGCAAGCUUACCAGGAGGUCUACCUGGAGAGUUCAAAUUCGACUCGCCGAUGUUCGCGCCAUUGACGUUUGAACAAUUUGAUCCAGUUCGAGCAGGCCUAGCACCGCCAUCAAGUCGAUCUUCACGCACGCCUGAGUCUACGGGCUCUCUUCCAUCAUCUUUCUUUGAGAAUGCCCAGGAGCCCUCGUUGGAUGUCCAAGGCUCCAGCAAUGCUCAGGUCAUUGGAUUGAGCGGCGAAUCGGACCCUUUCUUGCUUCGCCAAUAUAAUUAUGAUGGCAAUAAUGAGUGUUUGUUCCAGCAACUUCGUUUGCGAAGGGUCGGAGAGAAUGACAAUAUCCCUGUGCACUUUCUAAUCCAGCGCAACAAGUUGGCUGCCAAAGCUCAACCCGCAGAGAACGUCAGCACCUUGGAUAACUUCAGGAGAGAAAUCAAGGAAAUGGUCCAUGAUGAGGUUGGAAAAAGACUUAUCCGACUAUUCUUCCGCUUUGUGCAGCCUUACUUUCCCAUUGUAUCUCGAGAACGCAGCAUGAGGAACGGGGAGUACGACCCAGAAGCCUUCCCCACCGAGCUACUUGCCGCAGUUUAUGGACAUGCACUGCCAUUCUGCAUCUUCGACGACCAGCUCUGUAUCGAGGUAUACACUCCACCAUCCGCCGACUGCCUGUUCCGUAUUGCUUGGUCAGCCGCACAUCCCAAGUAUCACACUCCGUCACUAUCAAUCGUUCAGACCCUUCUAUUGCUUGUUCAAAGGAGACCAACCAACAAGCAUGUGGCAGAUACACCAGUCAAAUGGACGAUGGUGACUGACGCUGUGUCUAUUGCACAAUCACUGGGUCUCAAUCUGGAUCCUACAGACUGGCCAAUUCCUCUAUGGGAGCAAAGGCUGAGAAGAAGACUAGCCUGGGCUGUCUUUACUCAAGAAAAGUGGAUUGCGCUCAAUACCGGUCGCAGCUCACAUAUCAUCUCAGACGAUUGGGACGUGUCUCCACUAACACAAGACGACUUUGAACUCGCAGAAAAUAGCGGCGACAGAGCUUAUUCCGAGCAUUUCAUCCAACUAUCUUCGUUGACUGAGAUCGUGGACAAUAUCCUUCGUAACCUGUUCUCGAUCAAGGCCACCAGAAAACUCUGUAAUUCUCUCGAUGCAACGCUUGAAGUGGCUAAGCCGCUACGCGUACGAUUGAGCAAAUGGUAUCAGGAACUACCGCAAGAUCUCUUACCUACCGUCAGAUUUGGUUAUGGGCAUGAUUUGAAUGCACAAGGCGGGCUGCAUCUAGCCUACAUUACAGCCAAGAUACAACUCUUCCGAGCCAUGUUCCGUCCUACGAGUGAGCCAGAAACACAAGCGACGAAUGCUCUCCGUACUGGUGCGAUAGCCAUGGGAAGAGAACUUUUCGACUUUCUAGAAAGCCUCGAUGCUAACCAUAUGGAAGCCUUCUGGCCAUCNUUCAACUUCAUGGUUCUGUUAUUUGUCACUUCUCCAACCCAAGCAGACGCAAAAGAAUGUCUGGAUAUGCUUACCUCGUGGAGAAGUCUGCUGCGUAUCAAAUCUUGCAGCUGCGAUCUCUUGAAUCUGGCACUAUUGAGACUCGACGCUCUAUUUGUGGCGGGUCUGGACAAAUUGAUCAAUCUCUCGCCAUCUGCUCUCCAAGUCUUUCAUGGGCAGAUGAUUUAG
Aureobasidium uvarum is the source of this 2010-nucleotide messenger RNA. NCBI's taxonomy places the organism in Eukaryota, Fungi, Ascomycota, Dothideomycetes, Dothideales, Saccotheciaceae. The record is from the annotation of a GenBank genome assembly.